UGGUGCUACGGCGCAUUUGCCAGUAUCAACGGUCUGCGUUUAUCGACUAUCAUGUAUGCUGUGGCAAAUGCGAUCCAUUGACUUCAGACACAAGAAUUUCCGUGGUCUUUUCGUAAUCGCUACCAUCGUCAACCAUGAUGGAUGUGCAGAACCGAUACAAAGGGACUCCUGCCAGCGGCGAAGACUGUAAAAAUCAAACACCGACCUUACUUUCGAGUUUAAGGAGUGUACUUUUCGUAAUCGGAACUGUAGUGAUUGGAUUCGCUGCGUUCUGCAACUCACUAACAUGGCAUCUACAAAGAUUUUGGGGAGCUUCUGGUGACUUCUGGCAAGCACAAUGGGAUAGAAUUUUAGACAAAUUAGGAGACGAUCCCGUUACACUCUGGGUUCAUGGCUCGUUGGGACUGACGUUCUUUGUAUAUUGGUUUUUCGGUGGAAUUUACACGAUUCUAGAUAUAACUAAUCGGCCAGCUGCUUUGCGGAAAUAUAAAAUACAACCAGGCACGAAUGAACCAGUCGACACGAGGGAAUUGUGCAAAGUAAUCGCUCAAGUACUAUUCAAUCAGAUAAUUGUUGGACUUCCUUUAGCGUACGUCAGUUAUCGCUUUAUGGAAUGGCGCGGUUAUCCCCCUGUACGCGAAUUGCCGACCUUCCACUGGGUACUCGUUGAAAUCGCUAUUCACAUAUUGUGCGAGGAAAUUGGAUUUUAUUACUCGCACAGAUUUCUGCAUAGCCGCUAUCUAUAUAAGUAUAUACAUAAGCAGCACCACGAAUGGACAGCUCCCAUAGCUGUAACAUCGCUAUAUUGUCAUCCUUUAGAACACAUUGGCUCGAAUCUAUUACCACCGUUUUUGGGAGUAUUCAUCGUAGGUUCUCAUGUGGCUACUGCUUGGCUUUGGUUCUCGCUUGCUAUUCUUUCUACAUUAAAUGCUCAUUCCGGUUACCAUCUACCGUUUUUUCCAUCGCCAGAAGCUCACGAUUUUCAUCACUUAAAAUUUAACCAAUGCUUUGGAGUCUUAGGAGUAUUAGAUCGUGUUCACGGAACAGAUACGCAAUUUCGUAAUUCCAGAGCUUAUCAACGUCAUGUAAUGAUGCUUAGCUUGGUUCCUCCAAGAGAAGCUUUUCCGGAUGAAGUAAAGUAUAAAUCUAAGUAGAAAGUUUUCUCGAACAUCGUGUUUAAAUA
This is a messenger RNA of Eufriesea mexicana, 1183 nucleotides long. RefSeq names its product fatty acid hydroxylase domain-containing protein 2. Gene Ontology annotation, biological process: lipid biosynthetic process. The coding region runs from base 135 to 1154 and encodes 339 amino acids. Gene Ontology annotation, molecular function: oxidoreductase activity; iron ion binding. The record is from RefSeq and is a predicted model, not a curated record. NCBI's taxonomy places the organism in Eukaryota, Metazoa, Arthropoda, Insecta, Hymenoptera, Apidae. The transcript is spliced from 6 exons.